CAACCAGAGCUAGGUCAGCUGGUAUACCUCCCAGUCUAACCGGACUGCUCUGGUGACGGACACUGUCUCUCUGAAGCCGGUGACUGUGCACUCUAUACUGACGUCCCAGCGCUUGGGCGAAGGUGUCGCGUCGAAAGACGAGAAAGACGGAAGGACUCGCUCCGACAUGCCAGGGAUGAGACUUCAAGCGACGCUCACGGUCUUGCUUGUGCUGCUGGUCCCAUCCGGGAUUCGUGGCAACAAGGCCGCUGGGACAUCGCAGACGGAGCCCGAGUUUGCCGAGCCAAUUCAGAACAUCACCGUUCCGGCAGGACGCAAGGUCACCCUCGCCUGCGUCGUCGAAAACCUCAACAACUACAGGGUUGCCUGGAUGUUCGUGGAGAAGUUUACGUUGUUGACUCUCGCCAAGAGCGUGAUAACACACAACUCCCGCUUCAAGGUGACGCACAAUGGUCACCGCACCUGGCACCUGCACAUCCACGACGUGCAAGAGCGCGAUCGCGGCGCCUACAUGUGCCAGAUCAACACGUCGCCCAUGAAGUCCCAGAUCGGAUACCUCAACGUUGUCGUGCCACCCAAGAUAGACGAGGAGAACACCAGCUCAGACACCGAAGUCCGGGAGGGUGGUGAAGCGGCGCUCAAGUGCGUUGCCAAGGGAACACCGGAACCGGAAAUCACGUGGAGAAGAGAAGACGACCAGGAAAUCGCGUUCGGCCGCGAGAAAGUUCCAUCGGUGAAAGGUACCUGGCUGAACAUCACGAAGGUGUCCCGCCUGCACAUGAGUGCCUACCUGUGCAUCGCCUCCAACGGUGUGCUGCCCUCGGUCAGCAAGCGGAUCAUCCUUGAAGUCAGCUUCGCGCCCAUGAUAUGGAUACCGAACCAGUUGGUCGGCGCGAGCGUCGAUACCGACGUGACCCUGGACUGCAAUCUGGAGUCGCACCCCAAGUCGGUGACCUACUGGACGCGCAACACGGACACUAUCAUCCACCAGAAUUCCAAGUACUCGGUCGUAACGGUGCAACACGCCAUGUACAAGGUCCAGAUGCAGCUCGUGAUCCGCAGGCUCAAACCCGAGGACUUUGGCGAGUACCACUGCGUAGCCAAGAACUCGCUGGGCGAGACGGAGGGAACCAUCAAGCUCUACGAGAUUCCAGCCAGCUCGUCGUCAACGUCACACUCACCCGAGGCAUUUCGAGCGAAAUCGGAAAAAUUGCGCAACGGCCAAAUGCGAAACUCCCUGACAAGGCCCAGCGAUCGGGCCGUGGUGACGACCAAACCCCAGGAUCUGUCUGAAGCUUCGAGAGAUCAGAGGCCAUCUUACACACCAGCUAUUGUGAAAAUUGGAGAUUUGCAGCUGCACGGUAGCUCGACGCGCCUAGGGAGCUCAGUGCUGUCCAUGUCACUGCUUUCUCUCAUCGUCGUCGGCUUCGUGUUGACCAUGUCGUGACGUGUUGCGGCAUCGCCUUGAACGUGCAUCGACAACGCUGCCGUACGUCACGCCCGCCGUGGCGGACUCUAAGCGCGCCGCAACGGACGACGGCCCCUGACUGCAUCAGUGACGCGGAGGGAAACACGGCGCGCCAACGGCUCAACUGAAAUCGAACGCCACAAAUCUUUCGUGACGCGAGGCAAUUUCCCAAGCAGCGAAACGUAGGGAGGACGUUGCCAUACGCGUUACGCUAUGCGUACACUGGUCAUUUCUCUUUUCGGACCUUUCCUUUUUGUCGCUUUCCGCGGUUGCGUGCGUUCUCUGUGUGAACGACUGUAUCGAAGGGGCUGGCUGCUACUCCUGCCAAGUGCGCGUCAGAACACUUCGAAAUUAUACGUGUUUAUCUCGAUCGAUGCUAUUGUGCGAAAUAUUUUGACCCUAGUUUGGGCGUUACUUAACCGUAGCGUUGAUGUUUCUCUUCUCUCUCUUCAAGAGAUGAAAGUCAAGCUCAUCUGUUAUGGUUAUCAAUCACAAUCUAAAUGACCACUUACAAGCGCAGCCAUUCAGCGUCUAGCGAGUGCAAUGUAAGGAACGAACAUUAUCAGCUUAAGUUUUAUGCGCCAUCACUAACCGACUUUCAUUUAAUGUGCCGGAAACACCUGAAACGGAAACACAUGUUUAGAAAAAAAUUUAACGCCAAUUUCCAUCCGAAAGCUUUUUACUUGGAGCUGUAAUAAGGAGACUGGUAGCAUUGGGGGAUCCCUGUCCUUUUAUAACUUACUCAUAUCCUUGCAGAUAUCAUAAAAAAAGCUGAAAAAGACAUUCUUUGGGGGAAAAGGUGUGGUUAACCAUGUAGAGGUCAUGUCAAACUUCAAUGGUUUCUUUUUUUUUCUGUGCUUACCCUAGCUCGAUUCUAAGCGUUCCAUUCUGACUCUCAAAUCUUGCUCAUUCCCUCAUACGUUAAAAUCGCCAUUUAAUUCUCAUCUUCUUCUUUUCUCAUUAUCCGCAUAGUCAUUCUUUCACGGACUUCAGUCAGUCAUGAGUGAUGAAGAGAUCGUCUCUUGCCGUUUUCAUCAGACACUGUAGAGGCACUUCGUAGCAUUCUGUCCGCAACGAUUUCACUAUCUUCGUCAAAACAUCCCUUUGCAAGUACGCAUUUUGGAAAUACUGUAGAAAAGUAGUAUAUCGAGCAAAAACAGUGUUGUCAUCUCGCAGCGCACUUUAGCAGCACUAGCACCAUUGUUGCGCAUGCCGUGUCAGCGUGUACAGUCCAUAGGGAAUAACAAAUAUCCGGCAUCAAGUGUGGUAGAUAUAUCAUCAGCCUUUUUGCACACCAAAUGGGGAAAAACAUGUUUCGUUAGAAGGAGAGAGAUCAAUUAUCAAAGCAACGUCGCUUUUCAGUGAUACACAGAGCGCAAGCACGUAAUUGUACUUGACUGAUAUUGGGUCAUAUGCUAUAGAUAUUACAACAUUGAACUGAAACGUGCUGCACUUUCAGCCGGCUAAACUCAAUAGCUUUAUUCAAGUCACUCGUCACUUUCUUGCUAUGUUGCGCAUUAUAGAAUUUAUUUUUAAUGGUGUUUUAUCACUCUAUGUUAAUUAGGAGUUGCUGGCGCUUUUAUGUAGCGCCGGCUACUCCUUUUCACAGAUAGCAUGAUUAUUGAAAAUCACAGCCUUGAAAAGAAAACUAUAUAAAAUCGCACCUAGAAGGAUUUAGGCUAUUAUUUAAAAAACUAAAAACGUAAUAAAGCGAAUACAAGCGUCAGGAGUGGCUCAGUUUGGUAGGUAUGGGAGGCAUGUAGUCGCAAACAGGCUCCCUCUGAAGCACUCAUCUAUAAGUGAUUUUUGUUUACGUUUAUGGCACCGAAAGAAGACAUACGUCAAAGCAUCUACGGUCUAACAUGCUGAUAAUACGAAACGUAAACCCAGAAUGCCACGUACAUUGUGAAUAACUGAUAAGGUAUUAAAUAUGUUAGGUAUUCUCCAUAUAAACCUCAGAAAACGCACGAUGCGCCAAAACGAUGGGUAAAUGGGCGUUCGUUCUUGUUUAUGAAUCAGAAAAAAUGUUAUUGGCGAUACAUUGCUUCUGCUAAACUGGUUUUGGUAGAGUACGACACAGUCGGUAGCGUCUCUGUCGAUCUUGCUUAUUAUGAGAGUACAGAACGUUUUUUUGUACACCAAGCAAAAUAUUUUAUUUUUAAAGAACGCUGGAGAAAGUUGGCAUCUUCUGUAAGUGAAUCUAAUUAAGAGCGACCACAUUGUAAGUUUAUUAAUGCUUUAAGCAGCUAUGCGAAUCACUUUGUUUGCUAGUCACUUGUAAGCCGUUAUCACCGCGCAUACAAUAGACGCACUGUUGGUACAGAAUUUUGAUUCACACGCUGCCGUCCCAACAGUUGGUUACCAGUCUAAACAUCAAAUUCUAGCCGACAGCAGUCGUAACACGCGGAUAUUGUGGCUGCUUCUUUGCGGUUUUGUGUACUUUUUCAGUCUCUCUUGAGCGCAAAGAAACUUUUUUUUGGUCGUGUCUCUGUGCGAUUACGAAUGGUUUACGGUCCGCAUACCUUGCGGGCGUUCGAACGGUGCCGUAAAAACACUCAGCUUAGGAACUCACGUGGGUCGACAUUCAUCUUGCGUUUAACUCCGUUUUUGUGGGAAUCGGAGCGGGGAAAUGGGCAUACAAUUUUGAUCGAAAUUGCUUACUCUUGCCACACCCAUAUCUGCUGGCCUUUAAGCCAGUCUACACGCUCAGAACUGCUUGCAUGCUGCACGCAAUUAAUUAUUUAAAAUUGUCUGUACGUGAAUCAUUAUUUUUAAGGUUUGCGCUAGAGCUAAGGCAGGAGCAAAAUAAAAGAAGAUAGGUUUGGCAUUUAUCAACCGCCCACGGCCUACGUCAACGCAUUAAUAAUAAAACGUCAGUGACUGUUCCUACAAAGUGCGCAACUGAACAGAUUUCAGACAAAAUUAUCGAUAUUACCCACGCCUAUUCUCUUCAGAACACAGUAGAUAAAGUUUUAUUCUUGAUCCGAUAUGUGCAACAAUGCAUUUCAGAUGAAAACAAAAAUAAGUCAUAACAACGAAAAGAAUGUUGGAGUGCAUUCGCUGCACCCGUUUGUUUCAAGCCACAGAAAUUUCAGCUUUAGAGUUCAGAAUAAUAGGUCAACUAUUGAGCCUGCAAAAUUUAACUAUGUUUUCUGCUAGCUAUUGUGAAGCGCCUGCAUUUCCGUGUGUGUGGACGGUGUCAAUAUUUCUUGUAAAUAACAUACACCUAUGUACUCGCACAGAAGCUCAACAGCGACUCGACGACAGUGGUGGCAGCAAGAAUACCGGGAGAAGUACGCGUGUGAUGACGUUGAUGAUGGCGCUGAUGGUAGCAAGAACAUGUACAUAUUAUCGUGUGACUAACGCGUAAUUUUUUGUUUCUUUAUGAAGUGCCAAACGUACGUGGAUGAGUACAAUAAAGGGCGUCCAUCUUUCUUUUUUAUGACAUCACAAA
Rhipicephalus sanguineus (brown dog tick) is the source of this 4922-nucleotide messenger RNA. RefSeq names its product lachesin. The record is from RefSeq and is a predicted model, not a curated record. Lineage: Eukaryota; Metazoa; Arthropoda; Arachnida; Ixodida; Ixodidae. The coding region runs from base 167 to 1447 and encodes 426 amino acids. Gene Ontology annotation, cellular component: neuron projection. The transcript is spliced from 10 exons.